GCCCAUAAACAUUUGGGGUCAAGAGCUCAGUUCCUUAAAAUAUGCUAAAUGGGAUUAGUCUUGAACUUCCAAGAAGUAAAUAUUAGGUGGAAACUGAUAUUUAUUUAUUUCAUAUGAAGGGCAUUGGGAUUCUUAUUGGUAGCUUGUUGUUCACAAAUUUAGUCUCGUUGAAGUCACUGUAGAAUUUUUAUUGCCUGUGGGUUUGUUACAGUAAAUGUAAAGAUAGAUAAAUGUUAAUAUAGUUUAAAAAAAAACCACACAAAAACCAAACCAAAACAAAAAACCCCACAACAACAACAACAACUUAGAUAGAGACUUGAGCUCUUAAUGAGUCCCUGUCCCAUGUUUUUCUUUGCCCCAUUUCUUCUCCAAAUGAGCACUGGCAACCCAUCUCACCACAUGAAGUCAACAUUGAUCCAAAUCUGUUGGACCCAAGGGGAUGAAGCUUUGGGGAGCAGUGUGUGCCUGUGCCUCGCUGCCAGUUUCCUGCUCCACUCCUCUCUCCACUGGAGAGGCUGGUUUUACAGGGCGGCAGCUGCAGCCCUCGUGCGGCACAGCCCACGCCGCCGCUUGGAAAAGCUGCUGCUGAUGCUUUGGAGCGCGUUGGUUGCAGCGCCUGUGUGCUAGGCAGGCAGGAAGCCCCGCGGACCAGCCCAUCCUUGCGCCCAUCCUGUCUCCCUGCAGAUGCAGAGCGCAGCUCCUGAGCUCCCUGGCAGCGGCUGGUGGCAGACUGGUGUCACGAUGAGCAGGAACGGCGGCAGAGGUGUUUGUGUGCCCUGAGUGAAGGCUCUGGUGCCGGACACAGUCAAGCAGAAUAUACACUGGUGUGGUGGAAGAAAGGCAAAAGUCAGCUGGAUAUGAUGGAGCUCCUAGAGGAAGAUCUGACCUGUCCCAUUUGCUGUAGCCUGUUUGAUGAUCCUCGAGUCCUGCCCUGUUCACACAAUUUCUGCAGAAAGUGUCUGGAAGGAAUUCUUGAGGGAAACGUGCGGAAUGUGCUUUGGAGGCCAUCCCCUUUCAAGUGCCCCACAUGCAGGAAGGAGACUCCUGUCACUGGAGUCAACAGCUUGCAGGUCAACUAUUCCCUGAAAGGUAUCGUGGAGAAGUACAACAAAAUCAAAAUAACUCCAAAAAUGCCUGUGUGCAAAGUGCACAGUGGACAACCCCUGAACAUUUUUUGCCGGACAGACAUGCAGCUGAUCUGUGGGGUUUGUGCCACCCGUGGUGACCACACAAAGCAUGUUUUCUGUUCCAUUGAAGAAGCUUAUUCCCAGGAGAAGCGGGCUUUUGAAACCUUGUUUCAGGGUUUUGAAACUUGGCGUUGUGGAGAUGCCCUCUCAAGGCUGGAUACCUUAGAGACCAGUAAGAGGAAAGCUCUGCAGAUGCUGACAAAAGAUUCUGACAAAGUGAAGGAGUUCUUUGAGAAGCUGCAGCACACACUGGAGCAGAAGCGAAAUGAGAUUCUGUCUGACUUUGAGACCAUGAAGCUUGCAGUGAUGCAGGCCUACGAUCCAGAAAUCAAUAAGCUGAACACGAUUCUGCAAGAGCAGCGGAUGGCUUUUAACAUUGCAGAGGCCUUCAAAGAUGUGUCUGAACCCAUCAUAUUUCUGCAACAGAUGCAGGAGUUCAGGGAAAAAAUCAAGGUGCUCAAAGAAACCCCAUUACCUUGUUCCACUGUGGACAUCAGUCCCACAAUGAAGAGCUUUGAUACCAGCCAGUGGAAUGGAAUAAAACUUGUUGAUGUGGACAAACUUUCCUUGCCUCAGGAAAGCAACACUUUUAAAUUCGGGAUUCCCUCAGUCUUUUCACGCAGAUUUAUAGUGAACUCUCUUAUUUUCUUGCUCAUUCUUGCUGUCACCAGAAUGUCCUUUGUGGAGUCAGUGAUUGACAAUCUCCAGUGCUGGAAAUCUCAGUUCCUUACAAUUUGCUUGUCCUAUUUGGCAGAUACCGUGGAGAUAGCAGAUCAUGCAGUCUUUUACUGGGAACAGAUGACAGAUGGAGCUUCACUUUUAAGAGAAAAGUGUAAAAACUACACGUUGGUUGUACUGGAUAACGUUGCACAAUUUGUGUGCAAAUAUAAACUGUUGUGAGGUGUCUGCUGGAAUAUAAGAACUAAGAUAUGGGGAAGAAAACAUGGGACUUCUUAAAUUAAUUGGUCUUUUCAGACUUCCAGUGAAAACAUUCAAAGACUCAAAAUGAUUUGAAACAUUCAUAAUGUUCACAUAGUUUGAGCAUUGCUAAACCAGAAAGUGAAAUGGAGCUUUGAAAUACACUUUGUUGAUUCUUCUUUCAGUGGUGAUUAUGAGAACAUUACUCACUGUAAAUCAUUGUUCUUACCAAAAUAUAGGGCCAAACUGUAUCUUUAGUUUGAUGUUAAUGUAAUUGUAGAAUAAGAUAAAAGAUUGUAGUUUAAAAAAAAAAAAAUCUAACUGGGAGAUUGUUUGGAAAGAGGAAGAAGAGUUGUGAUUGAGGUGAGCACUGUGCUGACAGGUUUGCCAAGGACUGCCCUUCCACUGCAAAAUGCAGUGUGCAUCAUUCACGUUCUGGAACCAGCUUCUAUCUGAUGAUACUUCUCUCUGAAGUAGCUAUAUGUUUUGGUUUGGAUUUUGUUGUUGUUGUUUUUUUGGUUGGUUUUUUUUGUAUAGCCAAAUGUUGUAAUUACCCUGUGCAUUCAGAUUAUGUGUUCUAUACAAAAAUUUAUCUUGAGGGCAAGCAUAAAUUCUAGAGGUAAUGAUAAGCACAAGCUGCAAGAUGGUAUUUCCAGCAUCAAAUUGUCGGGGUAGCUGGGCUGUUUUGUUAGAUCCUCUUUAUUUGAAGCCACACUUUCUUAAAAACUGGCCUUAACAUAAAGAACUUAGUGCAGUGAAAAGCAUGCAGGGGUCUGCCACAGGAAGGCAGCCUGGGCUCUAGCUCUCCAGAGGUGGCAGGUACGAGAGCUGCUCUCCUGUCCAUCUCUGCCUCUCUAGAUUGCAAUUCCAAAAGCCAGGAAAAAUGAUUGGAUGAUUCCUGGAACAGGUUGUGUGAUGCAGCAGGUGUAUGGAUGUUGGUGGUGUUUGAAGAACCUUGUAUAGUUUCUCCUGCUGUUUUCUUGUUUUUCUGUAUCUCAUUUCAGGAGCUGAUGGAAUUUUCUGGUUGCACUGACUUGGCCUUAGAUAACAGUGAUUUAAAGGGUACCUUAAGUUUGAGUUCUCUGAAGUGCCCUUCUUUAGGAGAAAUGUCUUGCCUGAAGCACAUCUAACCUCUUUUUGCAGUGGUCCUAUGAACAGCAGUGUAAGGAUUGAAAGCAUUGGACUGACAUUUCCUGAGAGCAAAUAUAACGUGUGCCAUACUUUGGGAAUAUUUGUUGGCCUCUCUCAAGAUUUCAUAAGUUGUGACAGUCAAUUCACUGUAUUCUGGUAGUCCUUGCAAGCUGUUCAUUUCAAAAAUAAAACAUUAAAUUCCCAGAA
Molecule: messenger RNA, 3443 nt
Organism: Prinia subflava (tawny-flanked prinia)
Lineage: Eukaryota; Metazoa; Chordata; Aves; Passeriformes; Cisticolidae
Gene: TRIM13
Product: tripartite motif containing 13
Exons: 2
Coding region: 858-2087 (409 amino acids)
Biological process (GO): positive regulation of canonical NF-kappaB signal transduction; positive regulation of macroautophagy; innate immune response
Cellular component (GO): cytoplasm
Molecular function (GO): zinc ion binding; ubiquitin protein ligase activity
Source: RefSeq, a predicted model, not a curated record